GGUGUGAUACGACGUGUGUCUAGUACGCUCUCGCGCGAAUUGGAGUUUUUUUCCUUCACCUUCAAUUUUAUUGGCCCUCUGCUCGCGAGUGCUCGAUUCUGCCUGUGCCGUUGAAUAACAAUAUUUUGUGGCUAGAACUGGUAAAUUCGUCGCGAUCGACGCCUUCUUUUGGUGUUGCCCGUUUAUGGAGAAAUCGUGGGCGAUUUGUUUAGCACCCGCGAAAGUGCUGCUGAAAUUCGUUCAAGGAUGAAGGCAAAGAGCAAAAUUCGCAACUGAAAGAAAACCUCUCCUUAAUACAUUGCAUCGGAGUGUACGGAUCUAUCCAUGAGUGUGUUGCGGAUCAGCAGCGGUGCGUCCGUGUUUGUGUCGGAGCAAGUGUGCGAAGAAGCUAGCAAAGAAGAAGAAGAAUAAUACAGUGUGCUCUUGUGAAGUGUUUUCAAUUCCCCUGGACCGUCAAGAGGGUUUGUCAGGAGGGGGAACUUCGGGGCGUUUCUGCUUGUUUAGUGUUUUAGUAGAGAAAAUCUAGUAAAGAAAUUCCGUUUCGAAUUUUUAUUUACGUGUUGGUCGGCGAUAAAUGUAAAAAUUCUGCAGGAAAAUCGUUAUCGUUCGAAGCAAGAGUGAAAAAUGCUAUUAUUAUGUGGAUGGUGUUCGUCAUGAAAAAUGCUUUGAAAUUUUUAAACCGUAAAUAAUAUUUGUUUUAAUUGAAAACCUUCGGUUGCAAGUGGCAACAAUCGAUAAGAUAGCAGAAAUAUUGGAAGCUAGGUGAUUCACGCUCUGCGGGCUCUGACCGAUUAUAGUCUUUUCUUGGAAUCAACCGAACCGCGAAUCAACAAAACAUCGAAAAUGAGCUGGGGAAGCGAACUUUGGGAUCAAUACGACAACCUAGCAACGCACACCCAAAAAGGAAUUGAUUUUUUAGAACGAUAUGGAAGUUUUAUCCGUGAUCGCAGUGCCAUCGAAAUCGAAUACGCCGGAAAACUGAGGCGGCUCGUGAAAAACUAUCAGCCAAAAAAGAGCAAAGAAGACGAGGAAAAUGAGUUUUCUUCGUUUCAAGCGUUCAAGUGCGUCCUCAAAGAGGUUGCGGACCUUGCCGGACAGCGCGAGGUCGUUGCCGAAAACCUUCAGCUACAGGUGCUUCAGGGCAUCUCGCUGCUUGCCAAAAACCUGCGAGACGAGCGGAAAAAGUCACUCAACGAGGGCGCUCUGCUCACCCAGAAUCUCAACAGUCAGAUCGCGUCGCUGGACCGGGCGAAACGAAACUACGAGAAGGGUUUUCGGGAGGCAGAGAAAUCGAUCGACAGCUACCAGAAGGCGGAUGCAGAUUUGAACCUAAGUCGAGCCGAGGUGGAAAAACAGCGGAACAACAUGAACAUCCGCUGCGGUCAGUCUGAGGACGCAAAGAAUGAGUACGCCAAUCAACUGCAGAAAACAAAUAAACUACAGCAGACCCAUUACGAAACGUCUCUACCGGAGGUUUUCAAUCGAUUACAAGAGCUAGAUGAGAAGCGAACCAGAGGACUGAAGGAAUUUAUUAAGGGUGCAGCGGAUGUCGAAUCGGCGGUUGCUCCCAUCAUUGCCAGGUGUCUCGAGGGUAUGGUAAAAGCAGCCGAUUCCAUCAAUGAGAAAGAUGAUUCCUUGAAAGUCAUAGAAAAGUUUCAAUCCGGCUUCCAACCUCCUGGGGACCUACCGUUCGAAGAUCUUUCGAAAGCGGACUCCGACACCUCCAACAAUUCCCAAACCUACACCUCAACCAGCGGCCUAAACCACCUAACGGCAAAAGGUACCACGACGCAAAAACUGAAAAAGCGAGUCGGAAUCUUUGGAAUUUUCGCCAGCAAUAAGAACAACCUGUCAACGGACGGUAUGAAGGAAGAUUUCAGCGACCUUCCACCAACCCAGAGGCGGAAAAAAUUGGCCGCCAAGGUGCACGAACUGCAGCAAAAGGUAUCCCAGGAGCAGGCGGCCAGCGAAGGGCUGAUGAAGAUGAAGGGCGUGUACGAAGCAAACUCACUCCUCGGUGAUCCUCGUUCCGUAGAAGAACAGCUGAACGAGUCGGUGAAUAAGCUGGACAAGCUGCGGCUAGAGCUGCAGAGGUAUCAGAAAAUGCUCGAUCAAGCCAACAGUCAAACCAUCGUACAGCAUAGUCCUCAAGCAAACCGAGUGAUACAGAAUGGACAGCGAUCGUCCAGUUUACACAAUUACAGACAUUCCAAUGGUAGCAGCAAUCACGACCAUGACGACCACGGUGAAGACCACCCGGAUCAUGACGCUGGCAGUUUAAGCAGGUCAGCAUCCGAGAGUAGUGUACAGCAAGCGCAAAAUGGGCUUAAUAUUAACAAUAACGGCAGUUCAGCUAGUCCCGAGAGUGGCCUUGGAACGUCACACACAUCCCUGCCCGGUUCCGGCCAGGGUAGCACAAACGAUCAACCCAUCAACGACGAAAUGUACUACGAGGCGGACGCCCUGCAGCCGCUGGGCACAUGUAAAGCGCUCUAUCCUUUCGAUGCAACGAGCGAAGGAAGCAUUCCAAUGUCUGAAGGUGAAGAAUUAUUGGUCAUAGAACUAGACCAAGGCGACGGUUGGACACGAGUGCGAAGGUUAUGUAGUCCCAGCGGUUGGGAGGAAGGUUUUGUGCCGACUAGUUACAUCGAAAGUACCCUGUAUGCGUAGUGUUGAUCAUAACGCAUUGUCAAAUAUGAUAUGAAACUAAUUCAUAAAGAAUUACGUUAAGAAAAAUUCGACCCGCUGUGCAACCCGACAGAAGAGAACGCUCACAACAAGUGAAAAGUGUAAAUAUAUAAAUAGUUCUGCUCUCGAAAAGCGACCGGAAGCUAAGCAGUUGCUAGUGUUGGCUAACGCAAGCAAAGCGAACGAGACAAUGCAACAAAACAAAACAAAAAUGUCUUCAGCGCAUGAAAAACCUGACAAGAUCGCAAUUAGUCGGUAAGCUUUUAAUAAUAAAUUAUUACUAUCCUUCGUGGUGGUGUACGUGCAAGUCAAAUCAUAUGUUGCAGUAGGCAAAAUUAUCCAAUACGCUGUUCUAGUAAAUAGCUAGGUUCUGAAUUAUCCGAGUUCCCAACACAUUGUCCUCGAGCGAUUUGUCUCCAAUAGCGGUGUUAUCGGCAGUAUACUUUGUAAUAUCAUAGUAGAGCAAUUAUGUUUAGUCACAUGACACCGUCUAUGUUUUUUUCUUUUAAUUUAGUUUAUAAAAAAUAUUUGCUAGCAAACAGCAAAAUAACGGGACGAUGCUCAAAAAAUCUUUUGCUGUAAAAACAAUUUAGCACAUUGCAAAUCAUGAAAACGGAAUUGCUGUCAAGCAUAAUCGUAAACAUUGCCAUUAAACGGAAAAUAAAACAUAGGAAAGCAUCCAAUACAAAGUCAUCUCAUUUCUUCAUUAAAAUUCUGCAUAUUCGUAGCUUCAUAUCUAUAUUAUAUAAUAAUGCAACCAUUAAAGAAAAAAAAAAUACAACAUUUAUCGUUACUACCAAUUGAAUUAUUGGUGCGCAAAAAAGCAUUAAUUGAAUAUCAUGCAGCAUAAACAAGCAAAAAAUCCCAUUUUGUAAACUGGCAUAAUCUGCGGCAACAUCAACCAAUCGAUUCUGAUAGUAAAAAAGUAUUAAAAAAUCCAAAAACAAAUAUCUGUUCAUGUAAUGUAAAAUGUUACUAAACUUCAAAUAACUCACUAAUAUGGAUUAGUUUACCUAAAUAGACAAAAACAAAACGAAAUCUGUCAAACGAAAAUACAUUCAAAGAUGAUUGUUCAGAAACACAAACACAAAGAAAAGUAACAGAAUAUGAGAGCAUCAGAACUUUAAGAGAUUUUAAUUUUAUUACUGACAUUAUGCGAUAUCAAUUCAUUCUCUGAAUUUUAAAUCGGUUGACGCCAAAAUGUAGAAACGUGAUAGUCAUCAAUUCAAUACUUUUCAUUACUAUGUCGAAUGAUUUUUAAAAAUAAAACAAACACGCAACUUUUUUCGUUUGAAGCAAAGAAAACAAAAACUAUUAGUAUAAACGUUGCAUCGCUCUCACUGUUUUAUACCGUACAUAAUCUAUCGAAUUCUGAUGUUCUCUCGAGCGCGCUUCUACAGAAACAAACCCAUUUGUUACAUCCCCAUACAGUAAAAACAAAGAAAACUAAUCAACGAAAACAGAUGCAUUUGUUAUUACACAUGCUUACCUCCCCGCCUAAGAUAAAAACUCUAAACUCCACAUUAUUCACAUUCAUUUUAGUUACGGCUGAACAUUUUUUUUAAUCAGCAAAACUAAGCAAAACAAAACUCUAUUGAUUACUGUCAGCGACCGUACCGGUUACGAUUCCGAACUUGAAUAGAAUAUACCAAUCGAAAUACUACGACAAAACCGUGCCAGUGUUUACUGUUACACAAUCAUUCAAUAACACUGCAACAAAUAUUCUGUAAAAAAAAUACUAAAACAAUGAAUCUGUUGAGCAUACACACAAAAUAAAGCUGCCUGCUGAUGUCAGUUCAAAUAGCAUCGUUUCAUUGCUUAAAAACCUCUUAUUAUUUUCCGUUAAUUAUGUAUAAAUAUACUACAUUGUAUUAUUAUUUUGCUAGAGUCAGUGUUAGGUGAUGUCACUUUUUUUUGUUCAUAACAAAUGCAGUGGUUUGUUCAUUAUCCGAUUCAAAUAGUUUGAAUGAAAGCAACAUCGUCUGUAAAUAACUAACAUAGGCAAUGGAAGGAUGAACGAACACACUUUAGCUAGGAUCUUUUUAAUAUACUGGCAGCGAUCAAUCGAAAAUGGCUCUCUCAGUUGAACCAAAUUUGGAGAAAAAUCGAAUUAAAAACAAUUAUGCGUCUCCUUCUUUUUUUGGAAUCGAUGGAGGUGCCUUAUUUAUAAAUGAUUAGCGGUAAAGUGAGCGUUUGGGUAUUGCCACAAACUUCCAAAAAACGCAAAUAAUGUAUAAAAAUCGUAAUCUUUCAGUUUUUUCAAAUUUGAUUUGCUUGAGAGGAAAAAGUCCGAUUGUGUUGAUUGUCGAUCAGUGUUAUCGGAAGGAAAAGUUAAGGAAACUUUCUUUUAACCAUACGCGUAUCAAUAAUAUCUAGUAGGUAAAUCAAGUCAUUUGAAAUCAAACUCCUCCCACGGGGUCGGCUCUUUCAGAUAGUUGCGAGCUACCCUCCGGAGAAAUGCUUCAGCCUUUGAGUAAAGAAAGCAAGCCGCAAGCAAUAGUAAUCAGAGAUAUAAAAAUUAUAUUUUUUUUCCAGAACUAGACGAUAUGUAUGUGGAUGGUGUUCACAGUAAAUCAAUAUUUUUAGCGUUAGAUUUAAAUGCAAUUUGAAAGCAUAGACGUUAGCUUUUAAUGAGAAAUCAAUCCUGUG
This is a messenger RNA of Sabethes cyaneus, 5337 nucleotides long. It is a transcript of the gene Cip4, whose product is annotated as formin-binding protein 1-like. The transcript has 11 exons. The coding region runs from base 844 to 2670 and encodes 608 amino acids. Gene Ontology annotation, molecular function: protein binding. NCBI's taxonomy places the organism in Eukaryota, Metazoa, Arthropoda, Insecta, Diptera, Culicidae. The record is from RefSeq and is a predicted model, not a curated record. Gene Ontology annotation, biological process: signal transduction.